AUGUUCACGUCUCGUCAAGUGAGUUUACUCAAUUUGGGUAAAAACAAAAAAUGGUCGAAAAAAUUAAAGUUAAAAAGUUGUGUGCAAGCUGAUGCACAACUGCUUACAAAACUCUGAACUCUCUUAUUUUUUCGUGGUCUCUUCUCCCGCACGAAAUUGUUUUUUACUUUUUCUGUAAAGUUAGUUUUAUAGUUUUAUUAAUGCAUUUUCUUAAUUUUCACGCAAAUCAAAUGCAGUCAACCCGCAAAUCUGAUUUUUUUCUAGUGACCUUUUUAUUAUCACAUUUAAUAUGUUGGUGUUCUUUCAUUAUUUUGAAUGAAUUGAUAUAAUUAUGAGGACUCCAUCUAAUAUUUGUUAAUAAAAAAUCUAUCCAACAAAAAAACAUUGCCACCCAGAAAAAAACACAUUCAAAUGAAAUGGUCAUUUAAUGAGCCGGUAAACGAGACAAUGAUAAAUAAUGGUGGUGCAGAUGGUUAACACGUGUGGUACUUACACAUUCCUUUUUUCUCCAAUCUUUUAUUGUGACUCACUCAUUUCAUUUUAUUCAGAAAAAAAGGACAAAUACCUGAAUAGUUCCAUAAUAUAAUAAUGGACGGGUAGGUAGAUCAAUGUCAUUUCGAUAAUAAUUAUUAUUUCGGUUGAAUUCCAUCAUUUUGUAAUGAUUUUCAUAUUAGUUUCCAUUAUUAUUUCGUUUGACUGCGUCCGCCUUAUUCAUUAUUCUUACCCUAUUUUCACACCUAAUGGAUAUUAUAUUUUAAGGGGUAAUUUGAUAGGUGUGCGAAAAAUCGCACUUGACAUUACUUCAUUUUUGGAUCAUUUUCAUUUUCAUGUUUAUGUGUUUUCCAAAAUAUUUGUAUUUUUCAAAACGCCGAAAAAUGACAAAUUAUCGGUUUUCGGUGAAACAGAUGUUUUAUGAUGAAAAUGUAAAUUAUCUGGGGAAUAAUACAUAUUAGGCGAGGAAGUUUUGUGAUGUGUUCUUUCAAAAAGUGCGCAUCUUCUUUCAGUUUUCAUCUUAUUUUUUUAUUCAUUGAACACACAUUUUUAUCAGAUCGUUAUGAAUAGUAGAACUAACGAGGUAUCUGGUGCCAUGCACUUUUCCCUCUAAAUUUUUCAUGUUUUUUUGGCUGUUUGUGCGUCGAUGAAUUGUUGAUGUGUUUUUCUAUCGUUUUUUUUGCUAGGAUGAACUUUGUAGUAAAUAAGUUUUUUUGUGUUUUGGGUUAGAUUCUUGAAAUUUGUGGAAAAAGUUCUAAGUUUUAGCUUGAAUUUUUCAAAUUGAUGAAGAAUAACACGAUUUUUUAAAUUAUAAGAAAUAUCAGAUUAGAAAUGUUUCAUCUUGUUUCAAAGUGUUGAUUCUUGUUGUUUCAAAGUGUUGAUCAUACAGUAGCUCACAAACUUUCUAACUCUAUAAUCUUUAAUUUUCUUAUUAUUUUCUGUCUCAAAAAAUCUCAAUAAACCCAAAUAUAUUCGUUUUUUUAUUCAUACAUAUCUAAUGAAAAACGCGUUUCUCCGCAUCAUCCAAAACAAAACAAAAAACCAAUCGAAAAACAACAAAAAAUCACCAAAAAUGCCAACAAAAACCCAAAAGUUGUUGUUCCCGUGGGAUUGUUUCAUGUGUUUUUGGUUUAGUGGACACUACCGCUUCUCCUUCUUCUUUUUCUCAUCAAAAACAUUGCAUUUUUGGUUAUAUGCACUUGUUUGUUCACAGAAGAAAAAACGAAGAGGGAGGAAUAGCUUUUGGGGUGGAGUCACCAAUUGGUUUUUUUUUCCAAUUUUUGUCAAGGAUCUUCUCUUUGUUGCUGUUUGUGGGGGUAAAUUUGAUUUUGAAGUGGAGAGUUGGUUUGAGUUUUUUUGAGUUCCUUUCUUUGUGGUCCUUGUUUCGAACUUUCUCAAGUUUUUAGUUCCGUAAUUGAGAAGCCUACUAGGCCAGAAAUAUACGGUCGCUUCGACAUAAUAUGUAUAAGUUCUAUUUAGAGUAUUAUUUUCAUUUGAAUGUGAGCUGAACCACAUCUGAUUUUUUCACAUGUUCAAUAGAAUGAGUUCAGGAAAAAUAUGGAACCUACAAACGAUUUUUUAGAAUUUAUGAAUUUCGUAAAUUCAUUUUUUGCAUUGUUCAUUUUUGUUUAUUUGAAACAAUGUUGUUUUUCGAUUGUUGGGAGUUCACAUUACUUCUCAUUGCGAAAUAUGAAUUGUGUUGUUCAGUACAAAAUUUGACAAACGAUUUUUAGAAAAAUUUCAAAUGGUAAUAUUUUUUUUCGAAUUGUUCAACUUUCCAAAAUUAUUUUUGAAAUUUGAAAAUUUAGCAUUCUGGAAACAUUUGGGAUCAUUAAUUUUCCAAAAACGUUUUGAAGAACCUGUAAUUUCAUAAGCUUCUCCUAAAAGUUCUGAAAGUAUACCACAAAGUUGAAAUUUUGAAUUGAUAUCAUCUGAUUUGUUUCUCAAUUUUGUUUUGUUUUUUGAAAUCUCGUGUGAUAAAAUUCAAGUCACACAAAAAAUUGAAACAAAAGUCGUCAUUUAAAAAAUAUAUGAAACCAGAAAGAAACCAACAUUUUUUUCUGCACAUUUGGAGACUCUAACCUUUUGUCUUUGAUUUAUAUGCAAUAUCCAAUGACAUUUCCCAUUUCCAUUUGCCUCCAAAAAGUUCCUUUUAUUUGUUUUAUGUAUUUUCCAGUAAAGGUCCCUAGGGAUUUUUGUUCUUAAAAUAUCCAAAAAAAUACCUACAAAAAUUCAACACUUAUGUUAAUCAAUCAUUUUAACUUGUUUGUUUUUGUUUUGUUUCCCAUAAGCUUUAGCUGUCUGCAUUCCGUUUUUUUUAGAAUAUUUGUGUUUUUUUGCAUGACUUGGUCCGUUUUAAUUUUCUUGGGCUGUUCUAUCUUAUUUUUGGGGAAUCGAAUGCAAUUAAGUGAAAAAUGGGUAAACAAAUGAGGAAAAAAAUAUAUAUGAGAUUUUUUUUGAAUUAUUUAUAUGAAUCUUUCGCUUAGAACACUUCAAAUCUUUUUGGAUGGAAUAUAUGAAAAGUAUAUUCUGGUAGACGAACAAAAUUCAUAUUUCAAAAAUGUCCCUACAGACUCACAUACUAAUUAAUUUCAAAUUCAUUCGUACUCCUCCCACUAUCUUUCUUUUCUCUUUCGAUUCCUCUAACUAUUUUCUAAGAAAAAAAGUUUUUAUUUUAUUUUUUCAUUCAUUUUUCUUGAACAACAUAUAUAAAGAUGCUAAUAAUUGCUGGAUUUUUUCUAGCUUUUUUUUGAAGAGCUUUGCACUUUUCCAAGAAAAAACUAUAAAAUGUGACAAAUGUUUUCGAACACCUUUGGUUUACGAUAAUGAGGUGUGCAAGUGUUUUUUGUUGCUUUUGCUAAUGUUGUUUUAUGAGCUGUUUGUUGAGACAUUUGAUCUAAGUUCGUGGUUUUCUGAUACCGUAGUUUUGUUUUCUGUGAUAAUUUUUUUUCAAAUUAUUUUCGUAUGACUUACAAAAAUAUUUAGAACAUUUUGGACAUAAUUGUGAGAAAAUUUAUGGCACAAUAUCCAUCAAAAUUGGCUGCACCCGUUCUUUGCGUAUUUCAAAGUUUAUUCUCAAGGAAAUUAAAUUUCUCUAUUUUUUUCUAGUUGUCCAUUCAAAACAUCUAUUCAACAAGAAAUGUUUUUUUCAAAUUUCUCUAGUCAGUCAAAAACCGAGCAAAUCUUCGUCAAAAAUCAAAUAUUCAUCCGAAAUUCAUCUGGUGCCAUAAUUUUCUGAAAAAAAAUGCAUAAAUUAUUCAAGUCUUCAAAUAUAUUUUCAUUAUUCUUUCUCAUAAAUUUUACUGUUUCAGAGAAAAAAUAACUGAUGUAUGUUCAAUUUCAAAAUCUAUCCAUCAUUUUUCUUCUGUUCUUUUUUUCUCAACACAGCCAUUUAUUGCGUUCGUUUUGUUUUUUCUUGUUUUCCGUUGUUGAAAACAAAAAUGUGCAGAUGAAAAAUAUUAAUUUUCCAACGGGUCACUUUAUGACUGUUCCUUUUAUUUUUCCACAAAUUAGUCUCAAGUUUUCAAAGAGGAAAUUUUUUAAUUAUCGACUUUUUUUUCAAUACAUUUUUAAUGUGUUGGUCAAGAAAAAGUUUAUUUAUUUAUUUAUUUUUUGAUCAUUCUGGUAAAAUUUCCAAUUUUUUCUCGUUUUUUUUUCUUUUGGGAGAGAAAGAAAAAGAAGAGAAUUUUAAAUCCCGCCUUUUUCACAAUCUGAUUAUUUAUUUAUCACAUUGUAGUUUUUUUCGAAAAAAAGAUUUCUUUGAAAUAUAUGUAUUUUGGAUCAGAUGUUCUUUAACUCAAUUAUAUUUCAUGAAUAAAUUUUUGGGAAAUAUAGCAUUUUUAUUCUUUCUUGGACUAUGUAGAUCAAAUAGUCAAAACAUAUAUUUUUGCAAAUUGAACAUAUAUUUUUUGUGGAAGUAAUAAACAUCCGGUUCACAUUUUUCUACCUGAAUAAUCUUUCUUAACCUUCAUUCAUUCUGCAAUGGAUUUUGCUGAAAAUAUGUAUUUUCAGAUGGAUUGUGCGGCUAUUUGCCUGCUAACAACGGCUGUCAAAUUUCUACCGUUACCUUCUACGAUUGUGAGUUGUAUUUGUUGAACGAAAAAUGAGGCAAAACUGUAGUUUGAUCUUUUUUAAAGAUUUUUUUUUGUGGGGGAUCACACAAAGAUUCAUUUUUCAAUGUCGUUUAGAAAAGUGAAAUUGAUAAUGAUGUCUUCAAAUGGAAAGAAAAGAGAUUUUAUUGAAAAAUUGGGGGGAAUUGAUUUUGAAAAAAAAACAUGACGGGGUUUUCUUUAAGAUGAACAUGAACAUACAAUUUUUCAGAUAACCAAAAAAAUCUGAACAUUUUUUUAUGUAUAAGAUUUUUUAACGGUCCAUUGUUAGGAAGAAUAUUUGUAUAAUUUUUGAAAUAAAAAAAACAAUUCAGAAUAUUCGAAAUUAAUAUUUUCCACCUAAUGAAAUUUAUUCCAGAACUGCACAUACUGCGUAGAAGCUCGCUCAACCUACGAACAUUGUUUCAAAGAUGUCAUCGAUUGCGCUUACAGAGAUCCAGCAUCUCUAAUUUUCUGUCUGAAUGUCUUUGAAAAAAAUCAGUAAUUCAUUUUUUUUUGCAUUUUCAAAUUAUCUGAAAUAAAAACUUUAAUUUUUCAGAGGUGAUCCAGCAAUAAUUCAACAUACAAUUCGAUGCAUAUCUUAUGGUGAUUAUUAUUUGGAUAACGAGUCUAUACGAACGGUAGUAUUUUAAUUUUCUUCAUAAUAGAAGAAUCGUAAAUGGAACGGUCAUUUUUGCAGAUGAGUGCUGGUGGUUCUUGUUCCUUUGAGCAUGUUCAAAAAUGUGAAUGUGAUGUGUGUUUAUCACCGACGACGACAACUACAACGAUGCUCCCAACAACGCCGUAUUCACAAACCCAUAGAAAGUAAGUGGUAUAGGAAUUUGUAAACCAAAUUUUUCAGAUGUAUUUUUUCUCACAUCUGAAUAUUUUUAAUUAAAAUUAUGUUUAUUUUCAAGAAUGAGUUUGAAAUUUGUGUAGAAUUCAUCAGAAAUUCGUAGAAAUUUUGAAAAUAAUAAGUUUGUUGAAUACGUUUUGUUUUUAAUAUAUUAUCAAUCAACAAAUCUCCAGACACCAAAAUAUAUUCCAAUUUUUACAGACACCAUCAUCAUCACAAUCACCAUCACAACGACGACGGCAGUUCACCGUCUCACCACAAACAUGAUCAACUGGUUUACCCUAAUAAUUCAUUAGCACAACAAUACAAGGACAGCGGUUACUAUUAUACCGCUUUUUCACCAUCACACCAAUAUUUAUUAGCUUUCUGUUUCUCAAUCAUCCUCAAUUUUCUUAUUUUAUGA
Molecule: messenger RNA, 5839 nt
Organism: Caenorhabditis angaria
Lineage: Eukaryota; Metazoa; Nematoda; Chromadorea; Rhabditida; Rhabditidae
Source: the annotation of a GenBank genome assembly